Molecule: messenger RNA, 2364 nt
Organism: Alternaria infectoria
Lineage: Eukaryota; Fungi; Ascomycota; Dothideomycetes; Pleosporales; Pleosporaceae
Exons: 3
Coding region: 1-2364 (787 amino acids)
Source: RefSeq, a predicted model, not a curated record
AUGCGGUCACCAUCCGUCGAAGGAGUACCAUCACCCCUCAAGGUUGGCUCCCCGAGCAAACCCUCGUAUCGCAUACCCCGCGCUCCAGCGCCGCCCUCGUUUGCGCAAGAAACGUCAUACAACCCUGUCGCGAGCGUGUUUACUCAAGAUCGCGCAUCACCGUCGUUGGGCAAGAGCAACAGUAGGACCAAACGGGUCCUCGACCGAAUCGCAUCGUUGCACAGGGGAGCCUCUCAUGGGGGACGUUACAACCGACUGGAUGAUGAAGAAUCACAACCCGGCAGAAGACGGCUUGUGGGAGUCGAUGAGGGGGACGAGGCAGUCGGAUACGAUCUGAGCUCGCUAGGCGGUCUGCCGCUGAAAACAUUCGAGGCGCAAUCGCGGACACAGGACAUACAUGAAGGGCAAGAGCGUGAUAGAGACAUGGAUGAAGCUAGUCAUGCCGCAGAAUUUGAGCGUCUCGAGGCGCAACUCGGAGCUGGAAUGACGUCUGUGCUCCAUGUUCCGUUUGAGCACACCCCAGCUGGACCAGUACCAGGCUUCUUUCCAGGCCACCGACGAAUUCUAACAAGAGCGGAUGUAGUAGAUGAGCAGGCCAAAAAAGCGCAAGACGAGGCUGAAAAUACUGGCAAGGUCGUUGCUGUUGCAGCAGAUAUCCCAGUCGAUAUCAGCGAGUUCACAGGAGUUGCUCGCGACUUCGACUCUAUGAGAACUCUGACGGCUGAGGCUGGUCUCAUUUCCAGCGGUGCACAGACUAGCUACUUCUUUCCUGAAGGCAAGUUUCCCUACAUUGUCAAAAAGCAUCCUGAUAGAGGCGGUUUGUGGUCGUUCGAGAAGGUUAACAGCUUGUCCGUCGCGCAAUAUUUCGCCUGGCAAUACGCGCCCAUCAUGAUCUCGGUCUUCUAUGGCGUCCUCUGGCAAAUGUCGGAUUUCGAGGUGAAACGUCUGGAGCCAUUCUACCAGCUAUCCAAGAAAACAGGCGCAACAGCGGGAGAAUCGCUGAACAUGGACUACUUAACCUUCUUGAGUUUCUUGGUCCCACUGAGAGCACUUCGUCACAGGCAAUACGCCGUCAUUUACAGCUCACUGGGCACAUUGGUCGCUAGUAGUCUUGUACCUGUCUUGCAGAGUGCUUCUAUGACUAUGUGGCCAGACGAGGAGGCCCGUGACCUCGGCGACUGGAAAGCCGUGAGAGUCGAACCAGUCUGGUCUAGAGCGCUUUCCGCGUGCCUUCUGAUUGUCGCAGCUUGUGGCGGGGCGCUGAUGUACGCGAUGCAAAGAAAAAGCGGCUUGCAGUCAGAUCCCAAGGGCAUUGCGGGUAUCGCUGCCAUGGCUACGAAAAGCCACAUUCUUACGGACUUUAAGGGCCUCGACCAGGCUUCCUUGCCACAAAUCCACAAGCAGCUUCGCCAAAGAAGAUACAUCUUGCACAAAAGCUCACUUUGGCAAGGAGAAUACAUAAAGAGCAAGGAAAAGAUCCACGAACAAGGCUCUGAUCCUAGACCGCUCAUGCUUCGAAUGUGGGCGGGUGUACUCUUCAUUGGCUUUCUCUUCCUAUUCACCGUUGCGGUACCACUCUUCACAUUUGUCGAGGAGACGGGCAUAAUCACACAAAAGCUGCCAUGGAUGAUGACUGGGAUAGCGACUGUCAUACGCAUACUCUGGAACACUAUGAAUAGCGACGUGCGCAUGCUCCAACCGUUUUACAUUCUUUCUCUUCGACAUGCCCCAGCCAAGACUCUCACACUCGACUAUGCUGGUACAAAUCCUCUCUGGCUACCAUUCGAAGCUUUCCUCAACGGGCAUUACCUUGUCAUGCUCGUCGCCUGGGGAUCCAUCUUUGCCGAAAUCCUAACCGUCUGCGUAAGUUCGCUCAGCGUCGACGGUAAGAAAUUCAUACCCGGUUUCGGCGGUGAGAAUGAGGACAGUAACCAUGACGGCAAGGAUAGCGAUCCAUCUGAUCGAUGGAACACAGACCAAACGUUUCGCAGCUUCUGGUGGAGCUUCAUUCUCACCAUGUUCAUCCUGAUCUAUCUUAUCGGCAUCGCUCUCCUUACCUAUGCGAAGCGCAGUCAGAAGUUCAUGCCCAGAGAAAUCGGCACCAUGGCCUCCGUCCUCGCGUUCAUCCACCAGUCCAAGAUGCUCUUCAGCUUUAUCGACACGGAAAAGCUGAACUCAAGGGAGAUGACGAAGCAUCUCGAGAAGAGUGGGAAGACAUACGCGUUGGGCUGGUUCCAAGGCAGAGACGGCGAAGAUCACUUGGGCAUCGACGAAGAAGAGAUCAGCAGCGCGUACGUCUUUGGCAAGGAUUGGACUGAGGGGCGGCUGAGACCAGGUAGAGAUCUGACGUGGGAGGUUUAUUAG